AUGAAGACUCAGGCGCUUGUUACCUUCCUCUUCUUGCUCAUCUCAGUGAAUGAAGCCAGAGUGUUCAAGAGAUGUGAACUGGCUACGAUUCUGAGAAAUGCAGGCCUGGAUGGGUAUUAUGGCUACAGCCUGGGGAACUGGCUCUGUAUGGCUUAUUAUGAAAGCAAUUUCAACUCCAGGGCUGUGGGGCGACCCAACAGCGAUGGCAGCAGGGACUACGGGAUUUUUCAGAUCAACAGCCGUUGGUGGUGCUCCAAUGGACAGGGUAGAACGGCCAAUGCUUGUCACACCUCCUGCAGCAAUUUUGUGAAUGAUGACAUCAGUGAUGACAUUGAGUGUGCGAAGAGAGUUGUUCGUGACCCCAACCGGAUGGGUGCCUGGGUAGCUUGGAGGAAACACUGCAAGGGACGAAAUCUCUCGGGGUGGACUGCAGGCUGCUAA
Messenger RNA from Eublepharis macularius, 441 nucleotides. RefSeq names its product lysozyme C, milk isozyme-like. Lineage: Eukaryota; Metazoa; Chordata; Lepidosauria; Squamata; Eublepharidae. The record is from RefSeq and is a predicted model, not a curated record. The transcript has 4 exons. Bases 1 to 441 code for a protein of 146 amino acids. Gene Ontology annotation, molecular function: lysozyme activity.